Drosophila hydei is the source of this 2459-nucleotide messenger RNA. RefSeq names its product glycogenin-1 (gene Gyg). Lineage: Eukaryota; Metazoa; Arthropoda; Insecta; Diptera; Drosophilidae. Gene Ontology annotation, cellular component: cytoplasm. The transcript has 7 exons. Gene Ontology annotation, molecular function: glycosyltransferase activity. The record is from RefSeq and is a predicted model, not a curated record. The coding region runs from base 24 to 2012 and encodes 662 amino acids.
AAAAAGAAUUAAACAAAUACAAAAUGAGCAAAUUCGCCUGGGUUACCUUGACGACAAAUGAUAACUACUCGCUGGGCGCCCUGGUGCUGGCACAUUCGCUGAAGCGUGCCGGCACCGCUCACCAGCUGGCUGUGCUGGUGACGCCCACCGUAUCGGAGGCGAUGCGCGACAGACUGAAGGACGUGUACAAUGUUGUACAAGAGGUGAAUGUCCUUGACUCACAGGAUGCUGCCAAUUUGGCACUUCUCGCCCGCCCCGAACUGGGCGUCACCUUCACAAAGCUCCACUGCUGGCGUCUGGUGCAGUUCGAGAAGUGCGUGUUCCUCGACGCAGAUACGCUGGUGCUGCAGAACUGCGAUGAACUGUUUGAGCGCGACGAGCUCUCCGCUGCUCCAGAUGUCAGCUGGCCAGACUGCUUCAACUCGGGCGUCUUUGUGUUCAAACCCAGCGUGGACACCUUCAGCAAGAUCACAGAGUUUGCAGUGCAGAAUGGCAGCUUCGAUGGCGGCGAUCAGGGUCUGUUGAAUCAGUUCUUUGGCGAUUGGGCGACCGCAGAUAUUAAGAAGCAUUUGCCAUUUGUCUACAAUGUUACGGCCUAUGCUUCCUAUUGCUAUUUGCCCGCAUUCAAACAGUUCAGAGAUAAGAUUAAGAUUUUGCAUUUUGCUGGCAAAUUGAAGCCAUGGCUCAUACAGUUCAACUCUGAGACAAAGAGCGUUGCCACGCCCAGCGAAUACGCCCAUGCGCAAGACCUUAUCCAACACUGGUGGACCAUCUUCUGUGAUAAUGUGCAUCAGUCUCUGAGCGACAAUAUGUGUCUUUGCUUGAACAUAACGCACUCGUCGAGCUAUGCUGAGUACGCUUACGAUAUGGACAGCUACUAUCAUGAGCAACAGCAACAACAACAACAGCCAGAGCCAUAUGUGCCGCAUGUCCGUGAAUAUCGUGAUCCCUGGGCAGAUUACUAUGAGCAAGUGGAGCGACAACAAAGUGAACUCGAACCACAAGCCGAACCCGAACCCGAACAGCAGUUCUGGCAUCAUGAUAGUGACGAGAGAAGAGGAAGUUGGAACCAGUGUCAGAGCGAUGCAUGUCUCAGACCCACAUCACCAUCACCUCAAGCACCACCACCACCAACACCGCCACCGCCACCGCCACCAACCACUGCCAAUGAAGAGUCCAUAGCAAUAGAUGUAAAUAAUAGCAAUGAGCAAGCACAAGAACCCACCCACGAACCACACACGAACCACCACCCAACGACACAAACCACCUCAAGUCACAAUACACAAACUGAAGAAGUCGAAGCCGUCGAAGCUGAGGCUGGCCUCGCUGGCGCCUUGUCGCAGCUGCGCAUCGGCGUGCAGCGCACACCCGAACAGGAGCAAUACGAGAAUCUGAUGCGUCGCCAGUGCUGGGAGUCGGGACAGAUUGAUUAUACGGGCGCCGAUGCGUUCGACAACAUCUGGAAGAAGAUAACGCAGACGCUGGAGUCCAAGCCGGAGAAGGAGGCGGAAACUGAUAACGAUAACGAUAACGAUAAUGAUAACGAUAACACGCUAGGCUUUAAUCAAUUGCUAACUGAAACUGCAAAUAAACUGCUGCAGCAGAGGCCAACCAACGAAGCCCAUAUCAAGGCCAACAUUGAACCCAGCCUCAGCCUCAAUCUCAGUCCCAGCUCCAGCUCUGGCUUAAGCUUGCCAACUAAUCAGGGCUCAAAUGUGACAGAGGUCAAAGCCGGCCCCGCAGCCGUCACAACUAACAAACUUCCAACUAACGCACAGAAACCCGUCGUCGCCGCCGCCGCCGCCAACAACAGCAGCAAAGCCACUGUGGAACAGCAAUCAGCCAGAGCAACCGCAACAACAGCUUCGACAGCGAAACCACAACGUGUCCAGGCAGUCGGGCAGGCAGCACAGGCGACGGCAGCAACGCAACCGGCGCAGCAACAUAUCCUGCAACAGAAUGCGGCACCCACCAAGCCGAGCAGGCAGAAGGCGUCGCGUAAGUUUAAAUAACAAUUACUGCAACUGCUGAUGCACUACAGCUGCCUGCCGCAACUGGCGACCAGGGCGGCGCUGCUUCGAUGUACCCUGCGACUGGAUGGCGACAACGAAUCUGAAUAUCUGCCGGAGCCGGUGCAUGUCUAGGCCCCGCAAGUACAAGUACAGUAGAACCUAAACAACAGUAACAAAUGUAAACAAAACCGAAACCAAGUACAAAACGCUGUAAAAAUGUUGCUUAAACGAAUUUAAAAACAAAACAAAACAAAACAACAAUAAUUUACCAAAUGCGCCUUAGAUGAAACUAAUUUGCAAUAUCUUAGCAUAGGAAACCUUUUAUAUACAUAUUUAUAUAUCUUAUAUAUAACAUGCCACAAGUGCUUGCCACAAACACACACACACACACAGAGUCAUACAGAGAUCGUUAGCUGCGCUACACAAUACAAUUUAUAUCUAUUCGAA